This is a messenger RNA of Arachis stenosperma, 573 nucleotides long. RefSeq lists its product as uncharacterized. Bases 1 to 573 code for a protein of 190 amino acids. Lineage: Eukaryota; Viridiplantae; Streptophyta; Magnoliopsida; Fabales; Fabaceae. The record is from RefSeq and is a predicted model, not a curated record. The transcript is spliced from 6 exons.
AUGGUGGAAUUAUCAUUUCUCGGUUACAUUUCUCGGCUUCAAGAGAACUACAAAGAGAAUGAACCUAUUCAAUUUUUCACAUUUCUCGAUAUUGGACAUGUAGUAGCAUCACUAACUGAAAGAUCAUUGUGCUUGAUCCAGAAUCAGAGCCAGUGCUUAGCAGAUCUAUGUGGCGCAUUGCACUGUGACAUUGAAAUCAAUUUUGGGUUGAAAAAAUCAAAAUGUAAUCCUGCUGUCGCUGCAAGAAAUAAACAUCUGUGCGAGAACUUAGCAGAUAGUUGUUUUCCUGUUAAUGAUGGUCCUGCAGCAUGCCGACUCCAUGAAUUCUUCUUACACCAAUUCUGUGAUGCACACAGCUGCACUGGAAGCAGGAAACCUUUCUCCAGAGGCCACCGGAAGAAGACAAAUGCAUUCUACAUCGUUGCUUUUGAUGCUGCUGCUACUUUACUAUCUCUAUAUCUACUUUAUCUACUUGUGAUAAGGUUUUUAUUUUUGUCUUACAGAGGGAUGAAAAGGGAAACUCAACUGUUAAGGCGCAUCUCUCAAACUGGCAGAAAGAAAAAACCAUCUUAA